Cyphellophora europaea CBS 101466 is the source of this 825-nucleotide messenger RNA. RefSeq lists its product as uncharacterized. The transcript has a single exon. The coding region runs from base 1 to 825 and encodes 274 amino acids. NCBI's taxonomy places the organism in Eukaryota, Fungi, Ascomycota, Eurotiomycetes, Chaetothyriales, Cyphellophoraceae. Gene Ontology annotation, cellular component: mitochondrion. The record is from RefSeq and is a predicted model, not a curated record.
AUGGCCCUCCGCCGGCCUACCACCCUCCUCACAUCAUCCACACCUCUUUUCAGCACGCGCACGCCUUUCGUGUGUGCAUCCUGUACCCUCCGCCAUGCGCGUUCCGCUACCACCGAUGCCACCGACUCCCCAGUAGAGUCUACCCUCUCGCCCGCCCAAGCAGCUCGCGUUCCGAAACCGACACCCUUCGUCCCCGAUCCCCAGACGUUCCUCACUCUCAUCGGACGCUCUCUCUCCAGUCACGCCAACAAAUUCUCAUCAUGGGAAGAGCUCUUCACGCUAUCGUCGGCGCAAAUGAAAGCGAAAGGUCUCGACCCGCCCCGUACAAGGAAAUACCUAUUACGCUGGCGCGAAAAGUUCCGGAGGGGAGACUACGGGAUUGGCGGCGAUUUGAAAUAUGUCAAAGACGGCAUCGCGGAAUUAAGGGUGGUUGAUGUCCCCAGCUUGGCUGCAAAGACGAAUGCAGGGACAAGCCAGACCCAGGGUGUUGCGCAAGAAGAAGCUUUCGCAAGCACGAGUCACACCCCAGGCUUUACCAAGCUGGUGCUCAAUGUGCCGAUUGGCAUGAAAACAUAUAAGCUGGAGCAGGGCCAAAGCACAAAAGACCUGAAGAAACCGCAAGGAGUGACGUUGAAGGAAGGCCAUAUCAUUGCGGGCAGCUACGUGAUGCCUAUGAAAGGAAGCGAUGGGAGUGCGGCAAUGAUCAAGGUCACGGAGGGCAUGUGGGAGGAUCGCAGAGGUCACAAGGUGCACGGUGGUGAGAGACGGAGAGCAGAGACGCUGCACAAGAUGCGGGUGGCGGAGAGUCGGAAGGCCAGGCGGUAG